AUGGCGUCCUCAGCUACUGGUGAACAGCCCUCGAGGAGCUCUAAGUAUGCUCACGGAGCCCUGAUCCCGGAUGUUGAGAAACAUGGAGAGAACCCAGUUAUCAUCCGACUGAGUGACGACGAGUUCCGCUCAGGAGUGACUAAGUUGGAUACGAUACAAGAAUGUCUCGGGUACUUUCAUCGAGACGGCUUCGUGGUCAUGGAAAAUGCCAUCGACGAAAGCCUGGUUGAUCGCCUCUACCAGCGAAUGGUUCACGACAACAAAGAGUUUUUGAAGAAAAAGCACAUGCACUGGAACCAAGGUGCCUCGACUGGAAAUGUUAGCCAGAUCCCUCCGCUGACGCCAGAAUGGCUUGGUCGGGAUUUCUACGUGAAUCCGCACAUGAUCCGAGUGGUGGAAAACCUUCUCGGCCCUAAACCUGAGCUUCGCUUCAUCAACAGCAACGUGGCCUGUCCGGGCGGUACCGGCCGUCAAGCAGUUCACAGCGACGUGAAUCAUGCAUAUCCUGAAACCCCAUUUGGGAUCGUCAUCAACAUCUAUCUCCAGGACUCGGAUGUCGAGAAUGGAGUCACAGAAAGGGAGCAGCAGGCCACGCCGACCAAAGGGUGGAUCAAGAAGGAGUUCCUGCAGAAGCGAGCAAAGGUCAAACCUCCUGCGCAGCCAAAAGUGAAAAAAGGCAGUAUCUGUUUCCGGGAUCUGCGACUGUGGCACACCGGGAUGCCAGACAAGAGUGAUCGCCACCGCAUCAUGUUGGCGGUGGAUUAUUUUGCUCAUUGGUACCAAUGUCCCAUGACAACCAAGUUGCCGCUAUCAAUGAAGGGAAAAGUCGAAAGAGAGUGGAAGCGGAUAUCGACCAAGGGAGUGGAGUGGGUGGAAGGAGACCUGAACAGCUUGGAUGUGCCAUUCUACCUGAACAUGACACAGGAUCCGUCGCAGUGCUUGCUUCAAACCGAGAACGGCUUUCAAGACCCCGUCGGACGACAAACGGGGAAGUACGUCUUUGAUACUGCCAAAGUGACUGAAGAGAAUUAUUGGACUCCUGGGUGA
Messenger RNA from Exophiala spinifera, 1047 nucleotides. RefSeq lists its product as uncharacterized. The transcript has 2 exons. The coding region runs from base 1 to 1047 and encodes 348 amino acids. The record is from RefSeq and is a predicted model, not a curated record. NCBI's taxonomy places the organism in Eukaryota, Fungi, Ascomycota, Eurotiomycetes, Chaetothyriales, Herpotrichiellaceae.